AUGGCAUGUACGUGCCAUAACAGUUGGGCUGAUAUAACAGCUACAAGAUUAGUUAAUUGUUGUUACAAUGAAUCAUCUGGAUUAUGGAUCAAUGAAUUAGCAUGGCAAUCUGGUAAUACAUUAGAAACAUUAGCUAACUUUGUAUCUCUGCUGAAUUCAUCCUUAAGAUAUGUCUUUUAUCAAACAUUUAUAAAAACAGAUAUGUUUGUUGGUGGUGUUUGUUAUGAUGAUUAUCAAUGGUGGUUACUAGGCUGGAUACAAGCAUACAAUGCUGAUCCAAAUAUAAAUUAUUUAUAUCGUGCUGCAGAUAUCUAUGAUAUUGUUGCAGAAAAAGCAUGGAAUACAACGACAUGUGAUGGUGGUAUUCAGUGGUGUCCAACAAAUCUGUAUAAAAACGCAAUCACUAAUGAAUUAUUUUUACUGAGCAGUAUGCGUUUAUAUCCUUAUGCUAUACUUCUCGGUAAACCAUCAACAUAUUAUCUUGAUUGGGCUCUAAAAGAAUGGCAAUGGUUUGAAAAUAGUGGGAUGAUUAAAAGUGAUUAUAUGAUUAAUGAUGGAUUAAAAUCUGCCUAG
Didymodactylos carnosus is the source of this 573-nucleotide messenger RNA. Lineage: Eukaryota; Metazoa; Rotifera; Eurotatoria; Philodinida; Philodinidae. The record is from the annotation of a GenBank genome assembly.